Molecule: messenger RNA, 1056 nt
Organism: Python bivittatus (Burmese python)
Lineage: Eukaryota; Metazoa; Chordata; Lepidosauria; Squamata; Pythonidae
Source: RefSeq, a predicted model, not a curated record
UCCCUUGCAGCUUUACCAAAACCCAUCUUGCAGAUUGACAAAUCAGAAGCUGUUGUCAAUCAAAUGGUGAACGUCACAUGUAGUGCUGACGGCAAUGCUUCCCCUGGUUUUAAAAUGCAGAUCAGGGAUGCUGCCAAAAUCUUAGCCUCCAGCAAUCCAGACCAAUCCUUCCUGCAGCAUGCAGUGAUCACUCAGGAAGAGGAUAAUGGGAGGGAGUUUAUCUGCCAAGUAAUCCUGAUCGUUGGUGGGCGCCCCAAGGAAAGAAGCGCAUCUCAAAAGCUCACCGUCUUCUAUGGGCCCCAAAUUGAUGAUUCCAAAUGUCCACAUACCUUGACCUGGAAGGAGGGAAGUUUGACAUCAUUUACCUGCUCAGCCUUGGGAAACCCCACACCAACAGUCCAGUGCUGGAAAGAUGGGAGAUCUUACAGCAUUGGGGAACAACAGCUGGUCCAGAGAGAGCAUGAUGGCAUUUAUCAUUGUAAUGCUACCAACCAGUAUGGCUCUGAUGUUAGAGAUGUGACCGUACAUGUUGAAUAUUCCCAGCCCAAUAGCGAUGCAAUUAUCGCGGGAAUAGUUGCAUUUGUUGUGACUGUUAUUUUAUUAGCGGGGAUUGUUAUUUACAUUAAGAGGAAGAAAUGUAGGAUAUACCAUCUCUGGAGACAGCGGUCAUCACCACAAGCAGUUGUGGUGCCUUUGUUGUGACUGUUAUUUUAUUAGCGGGGACUGUUAUUUACAUCAAGAGGAAGAAAUGUAGGAUAUACCAUCUCUGGAGACAGCGGUCAUCAUCACAAGCAGCAGGAACCUCAGAGGAGCUAACCCACCUGAAUAGCACCACCAACGUCUAAAUGGAUGCUGGUUGUUACGAACUGAAGAGAAACUUCAACCAUACCAGCAGGAGCGUAGCUACAGCAGGGGUCAUCGCUUGAUUUAAUGCCGGAAAAAGUGAUAGAAAAGUAUUCUUCAGCUCCCAAGUACCCGAUGGACAGAAGUUUCUUUGGAGUCCUUGGGGUUCUCUGAGCUUGGUUCUUUCCUUGCAAAUGUUUCAUUACCUGGAUA